Molecule: messenger RNA, 1551 nt
Organism: Fusarium graminearum PH-1
Lineage: Eukaryota; Fungi; Ascomycota; Sordariomycetes; Hypocreales; Nectriaceae
Exons: 3
Coding region: 1-1551 (516 amino acids)
Source: RefSeq, a predicted model, not a curated record
AUGCCUGAACGAAAGUUCGGACUGAUUGGCGACUACGAUAUAUCGCGAAAGUACCACGGUAUCAACAUCCCGAAACAAUGGCAGGCCUGGGAAACAGCACACUUGUUCCGCGUAAAGUCCAUCGCUGAACAGCCUGAAGUGCCUGCGCGACUUAUCUCUUACGGCUGUAACAAUGGCGACCUGGAUGCUCUCAACUGCACAACUACUUGUGCCAACGCGACGCUCAUGUACAGCAAGCCAGAGAACCUGUGGAAUUGCAUGACCCUUGCGACACUCGGUAUGCUGGUUGGUCCCGGAAACGACACGAUCGAUCGGGAAAAUGAGAAGGAGAUGGAUGAUAUCUUCCACUUUGGCACCGUGGAGAAAUUCAACACUCUUAAUGUCUUUACGAAAGUGAGGAGCUGUGCUUGGGCGUCGUGUUCCGACUCGACAUAUGGGCAUUGCACAAGUAGUCUACACGACUUUAAGUGUAAUCCUAUAAAACCUAGCAAUAUCGAAAAGUUUGGAAGAGUCAUGGCCAAGCCUUAUUGUCAAGCUGCCAGUGCAGGUAUUGAUCUGGAUAUCGCAGGACAAGGAAUUGUGACUGCGUAUAUGAUUCAGCUGGUUCUUGUACUCUUUCUUUGUCUCUGCUUCAAACUCGCAACAUCCUGGAUCCGCACGUUCGGUCGCGUAACCACUUCAUUCCAAAAGGGUUCUUCACUACGCGACACGUGCCAACAAAUACAAACGAAAGUGACAAAGACUAAAUUUGCCAAUGCUGCAUCUUCUGCUAUGCGCGACUUUCAAGAGUCCCAAGCCCUUUUCGCCGCCACAGUCUCCAUUACAGCCAUCAUCACUUUUGACGGUGGUAACAAAGCUGGCCUGGCAAACAUGCUCACUCUGUUCUCCUGGAUGUUCAACCAUCGUAUCCUUCAGGGUCUUAUCACAGCGGGUAUGUAUCCCGUCCUGAUGGCGCAGUUGGUCAUGCAUCGAGCUGGAGAGCGUCGCUUCUACACACUAUUCUUCGUUGUACUCUCAUGGAUAUUCAUGACUAUCAUCACCGAAUUUCAAGACUUCAACGCCGAUGCUUUUGAGCAGCACCUUAAGCAAGUUUCCGCAGUGGAAGCUUGUGGAAAUAUGCCUGGCCCGAUGAGCUUCUGCCAGGGUAUCAAAGAGAAGAAAAGUUACGAGUUCUUUGCGACGACCUUGGCAUGUAGAUAUGUUGUUCAUGUCAUUAUGUCUUGUCUUAUCAUCGACUACAUCUUCUACUUUAUCAAGACACGUUUCUCUAAAGAUGAGGUCAAGUACACACAACUUGGUGGAGCUGCGCCUUCAUUCCUUUCAUUCACAGAGACGAGAGGCGCCAGACGCGGGUUGGGUAUCUUCUGGGCUAUGGUGAAAGUCCUAACCGUAGCCAUGAUCUUCGUCAGUCUGCAUGAGAUGGUACAGUUACUUGAUAUGCAUACAGAAGAAGGUGGACUUUCCAAUUGGGGCUUUGGUCAACUUGUUGCUGUUGCUAUCUGGUUCCCUGUGGUUAUCAAGUUCCUAUGCUUGAAUAUUGAAAAGAAGUAA